Messenger RNA from Silurus meridionalis, 5544 nucleotides. It is a transcript of the gene trim3b, whose product is annotated as tripartite motif containing 3b. Bases 844 to 3159 code for a protein of 771 amino acids. Lineage: Eukaryota; Metazoa; Chordata; Actinopteri; Siluriformes; Siluridae. Gene Ontology annotation, molecular function: zinc ion binding; protein binding; ubiquitin protein ligase activity. The transcript has 14 exons. Gene Ontology annotation, biological process: protein polyubiquitination; negative regulation of translation; proteasome-mediated ubiquitin-dependent protein catabolic process. The record is from RefSeq and is a predicted model, not a curated record.
GAUGAAAACUUAGUGCACUUCAUUGAACUUCAGUUUAAAGGUACAUAUUUAGCCUCACUGGUUUUGAGAUACCGUCCAAUGAUGUCAUGGAGAGAUGUUUAUUUUCCUGGCACAGUGACCUUUAAACUAGUGCCAAUUCUCUUCCAUUUCCUUUACUUCUCCUGUUUAAAUGUUGCACUGGACCUUACAUAACACUUUUCUUGUUUACCAGCUAAGAAACAGCUUUGCUUGUGAUGAAAUAUUUAUCUGACGAGACAUUUUUUCUUUGGCCAAACUCUGUCUCUGUGCUUUUCCCUUAUGCUGUCUCACCCCACCCAGUUUGUCAGCAGGCAUUGUUAGCCUGUGAGGCAAUCCUUGCUUUCGGCAGGCUUAUGCUGACCAACCAAUAAGGGAAGAGUCCACGGGAAGAGGACUUGGUGUGUGUUCAGUGUCGGCCAAUGGAAUAGCCUGUGUGGGUUGCGGCUUAGAAUCCAGCCUCACGUCAGAGCUGCGCUUCAGUCAGUAUGAGGUGCCUGGAGAAAGCCUGUGUGCACUCAGGCGUGGGUUGGAGAGACUGAGAAAGGGAGGGAGAGAGAGACAUGGAAUGAAGAAGAGAAGCAGAGGGAGGGUAAAGAGUUUUGAGCUUAGGGGGCGUAGGCAGGGACAGUGACACAGGAUCUCAUUUUGUUGUUCUGUUACUGAGCCCAGCAGGAAUACAGGAAACAGGAAUGAAGCCUGCCUGAGAUUUCUUCAACUCUUCUUUCAUGGUGUGAUUUUGUGCUUGUUGAAGGAUAAACUGAAGCCAGAGAGAUGUGUGACUGAAGGAAGGUUAAGGUGUGUCCUGGCCCCCAGCUGUGUCUGUGAAUGUCUGUCACCAUGGCUAAGCGAGAGACUGGCAGCCCAAGUCCAGUGGUGCGGCAAAUAGACAAGCAGUUCCUGGUCUGCAGCAUCUGCCUCGAUCACUUCCACAACCCCAAAGUGCUGCCCUGCUUACACACCUUCUGUGAACGGUGCUUACAGAACUAUAUACCACCCCAGUCGCUGACUCUUUCGUGCCCAGUGUGCCGACAGACCUCCAUCCUGCCUGAAAAAGGCGUAGCAGCUCUGCAAAACAAUUUCUUUAUCACCAAUCUGAUGGAGGUGUUGCAGAGGGAUCCGGAAUGUUCCCGUCCAGAGGCCUGCAACAUGCUUGAGUCUGUGAGCGCAGCGGUUGCUGGAAAGCCUCUUUCCUGCCCAAAUCAUGAGGGCAAGGUGAUGGAGUUUUACUGCGAAUCGUGUGAAACAGCCAUGUGUUUAGACUGCACAGAGGGGGAACACAGAGAGCAUAUCACUGUUCCACUAAGAGACGUUCUGGAACAGCAUAAAGCAGCACUGAAGAAUCAGCUGGAUGCCAUUCGUAACAGGUUGCCCCAGCUUACAGUUGCAAUAGAAUUGGUGAAUGAAAUUUCCAGGCAGCUGAUGGAGCGAAAGACUGAAGCAGUGAAUGAUAUAAGCUGUACGUUUGAGGAGCUAGAGCGGGUUCUGCACCAACGUAAGACUGCGCUCAUCACCGACUUAGAGAACAUCUGCAGUUCCAAGCAGAAGGUGCUGCAGUCCCAGCUGUCAUCCCUACAGCAGGCAAAAGAACAUAUCGAGAGCAGCUGCAGCUUCACAGAACAGGCACUGAGCCAUGGUGGUGCUGCUGAGGUGCUGCUUGUACAGAAGCAGAUGGGGGAGCGUGCAGGUGCUCUUGCAUGCCACACCUUUCCAGAACGACCACAUGAAAACGGACACCUGCAGUGCUGCCUGGAGACAGAGGGCCUGCGGCGCUCCAUCCAGAACCUGGGUGUCCUGAUCACUACAAGUGCUGUUGGACACACUAGCGUGGCCACCGGAGAGGGGCUGAGACAUGCUGUCAUCGGCCAGCACAGCACUGUUACUGUCACCACCAAGGACAAGGACGGAGAACUUGUGCGAAGCGGAAACGCGCUUCUCAAAGCAGAUCUCACAGGGCCAGAAGGAAGCAAAGCAGUCGAGGUGGAGGUGGUGGACAAUAAAAACGGCACAUAUGAAGUGGGAUACACACUGAGGAGUGAGGGAGAGUAUUCUUUCUCACUGAUGCUAUACGGCCAGCCUGUAAGAGGGAGUCCAUUCAGGUUGCGUGCUGUGAAGCCCAGCGAUGUACCUCAGUCUCCUGAAGACGUGAAGAGGAGGGUGAAGUCACCCAGUGGAAGCGGAGGACACAUCAGGCAGAAAGCUGUGAGAAGACCCUCCAGUAUGUACAGCACUACUAAGAAGAAGGAAAAUCCUAUCGAGGAUGAGCUUAUCUACAGAGUAGGCACAAGAGGCAGGGAGAAGGGCGAGUUCACUAAUCUUCAAGGCAUCUCCACCUGCACUGGCAGAGUUGUAGUGGCAGACAGCAACAACCAGUGCAUACAGGUGUUUACUAAUGAUGGACAGUUUAAGAUGAGGUUCGGAGUGCGGGGCCGCUCACCAGGGCAGCUGCAGCGACCCACAGGAGUAACAGUAGACAUGAACGGAGACAUCAUAGUAGCUGAUUAUGAUAACCGAUGGAUAAGCAUCUUCUCCUCAGAAGGCAAGUUUAAGAAUAAAAUUGGCGCUGGGAGGCUGAUGGGGCCGAAGGGUGUCGCAGUGGAUCGAAACGGUCACAUUAUCGCUGUAGACAACAAGGCGUGCUGUGUCUUCAUUUUCCAGUCCAACGGGAAAUUGGUCACCAGGUUUGGGGCAAGGGGUUCAUUGGACAGACAGUUUGCAGAAAAAAGUGGUUCAAACUUUGCAAUGGAGCAAAAGCUUAGUAAAUCUGGCCCUGGGUUCAGUCCACACUUUGUGGCUGUCAACAACAAGAAUGAAAUAAUAGUAACAGACUUUCAUAACCACUCGGUCAAGGUGUUCAGUGCAGAUGGCGAGUUCCUGUUUAAAUUUGGCUCACACGGUGAAGGAAAUGGGCAGUUUAAUGCCCCGACAGGAGUGGCUGUUGAUGCAAAUGGGAACAUCAUCGUAGCAGACUGGGGUAACAGCAGGAUACAGGUGUUUGACAGCUCAGGCUCUUUCCUGUCCUACAUCAACACGAGUGCAGACCCACUGUAUGGGCCGCAGGGUUUGGCGCUCACGUCUGAAGGUCAUGUGGUCGUUGCAGAUUCGGGGAACCACUGCUUUAAAGUGUAUCGCUACCUGCAGUAGUGCUGCAGCUCUCUCUCCUUAAUGAUUUGCACAUUCAGCUGAAAUUAAAUCUCUUAACCAAACUCUAGAGAACAAGUGGAAAGCACGAAAGCAGUUCUUCUGUCACAGUGCAGAAUAUCUUUUUAAAUUUUAAAUAAUGAUGAACCAGACCUUAUGAUUGUUAAGAGGGAAUGGGAGAGUGACUCUAAUAAGCACAAAUUUGUACAGUUCACCUUUAGGUUGAUAAGAAAUUGUUGUACAGCACUUACUUUGAAGCAUGCAUUCAUUAAGUGUUAUCAUUUCUGCAACCUGCUAACUACAGACAUUUCUACUUCUAUAUAAUUAAUUCCAUGAUAACAUGUAAGCAUUAAACUCCAACCUAGUCACAGAUCAUUUACAGAAGCACAUGUACAGACCUGCAGCUACAUUUCUGGAAAUUAAAUUCAUUAAUUAUAAUCUUUUUUAAAUGUAACAAUUAUAAUUGGAAUUGAUGGGAAUACUGAAAUUACAUGUCAUUAGGGAAUUCAUUAUAUUGAUGCAUUAUCAGUUAUAUAAUUAACACUAUCAAAUGAUAACUAAUUAUCUCUUAUUAUUAUUAUACUUGCAUUUUUAAAUCCAGUGUCUUAAACCUAAUUUGUUUUUUUCUUACCAGAAAUGUUUUUUCCCCCAAAAACCGACAGUUUCAAAUUUCUCUCUGUCUCUCUUUCUCUUUCUCUCUCACCGGUUGUGGAUUUUGAUGCCUUUGUUUUUGUAUCUAUGUGAUAAACGUAAGGUGUCUGUAAAUAUGCAUAUAUAUAUAUAUAUAUAUAUAUAUAUAUAUAUAUAUAUAUAUAUAUAUAUAUAUAUAUAUAAUAUGAAUAUAUCUGUAAUCUGUAAAUGUACCACACUUUGGUUUCACCUCAGCAUCCUGAGUAAUGUCACUGAUAUGUUGAUACGUGUUCUGCUUCAGCCGUACUUGCGAAGUGCUCACACGAGUGACUGCUGUGUUUUACAGCAACAAGCAGAAGCCAAAAAGGACCCAAUUUAUUUUUCUAUUCCAUUUCGUCAUGCUACGUGAUGUUUCAGUUCCUAUAAAAAAAAAAAAAACCCUGGGUGAUGAAGGGAAAAAAAAAAAAAAAACUGGGUUCAGAUAUGUUUUGUUUUGUUUAUCACAUUGCAGUGUGUUUGCACAUCUCGAAUUGCAUAUGCAAAAUAUCUUUGUAAAUAAUCAUUUUCUUUUUUUCAAUAUAUAUAUCAUUGUGUUUACUGUGGCAGUGGGAAGGCCAUAUUUUUUAAGCAGUAUUUAGUUGUUUUAAUUUAUUUGAUGUUUUGUAUAGAUUUUGUUGUUUCAAGUGUUUUUGGAGGAGCUCCACAAAAUUCUCACCAGCCAAAGCUUUCAAUAAUAUUUAGUUUAGAUUUUUUGUGGGUUUUCUUUAAUUUGAUAGCCUCAUCCAUUUGUCUUGAGGUACAAGGUGCUGUUUAGGCCAUAAUAGAAGUUUGUUCUUUCACCAUUUACACUCACUACAGUCAUAUUGAGUUUGUGCAAGUUGAAUGUAGUGUCACAGAAAAAUCAUUUUUUGUAGCUGUUGAUUAAUGACUCCGAAGAGAUCUGUUCCUGGACUGCAGUUAAAUGCCGGGAAAGUCGUGCUUGUUGAGGCUGUUCCCGCAAUGUGGACUUUUUCUUCAAAUCAGUUUUGUUACAUCUAAUAACUGUAAAUGACUGUGUGAGUAUUUCUGUUAUAUCAGACAUCUCAGAGCAGUGGUUCAGUAGUAAGAAUGCCACAUUUGUGCUUUCCAUCUUUAUCAGGCUUCAAGUAAUUACAUUCCUUCUGUCUGUGAUGAGUUGUUUGAUUCCUUACAUUAAUUCAUUAAAACUUUGGGGAUUAUAAAAUGCAGUUUGACCCAGCACACAAAGGGAUGUUAAACAUGCUGCGGAGACUGUAGCUAAAUUUUACAUUUCAUUUCCUGAUGUACCGCACGUGUUAAAUCAACUCGAUAUUCUUAAUCGUUUCUCAACGCUGAAGCAGUGCAUUUUGGAAAUGGCUUCUAUGCAUUGCAGCAGCCUGGAAGUAGUCGGUAGUUUAGUUCGAAUUCUCUGCAUACAAGUUCUAGCAUUUGCGAUAGAGCAGCUAGUUUUUUGAGAAACACGGUCAAUCCAUAGUUUUUGUCUUCCUUAAAUCUGUGUUAGAGAAAAGAGAGCAAAAUAGCUGAACCUUAUCUCUGAGAUGCCCAGCACAUACACAAACACACACACGGAUAAUAAUCAUCACUAACUCCUUCCAGAACAUAAAUCAGAAUCCAUCAUUAACUGAAAAUCCUUCAGUAAUAAAAAAAAGACAUGUACAGCGCAUGAAAUCUUCAGUGUCUACACUGAGCAAUUCGAACUGUGUGUAAUUAAAAUUGUAAAUAUAAAGAUAUUUAAACAGC